This is a messenger RNA of Asparagus officinalis (garden asparagus), 429 nucleotides long. Its product is annotated as protein FAR1-RELATED SEQUENCE 5-like. Lineage: Eukaryota; Viridiplantae; Streptophyta; Magnoliopsida; Asparagales; Asparagaceae. The coding region runs from base 1 to 429 and encodes 142 amino acids. The record is from RefSeq and is a predicted model, not a curated record. The transcript is spliced from 2 exons.
AUGGAUGAAGAUGAAAAUAAACUUAUAGCCCUUAACCUUGAAGGCGAGGACCAUGAUUUACUAUCUACGACAAGUUUUUUCUCUCAGGCAUCCGAGCAUGAGGAGAAUGUUGAUGAGACUAUUGGUGUUGAAAAUGGUGAAGGUAAUUAUGUUGUUGAUCCAUAUAUCGAAAUGAAGUUCUCUACACAUGAGGAAGAUUAUAAUUUCUAUGAUGCAUAUGCCAGACUUAAGGGAUUUGUUAUUCGCAAGAGUCAUACAUCUUGGUCGAGAAAGAAAUAUGCAAUUAUAUCUAGAACCUUUGUAUGUGACAAAGAAUGCUUUAAAUUUUUAAAAGAUAAAAGAGAAUAUCGUCGGAAUGUAAUUCAAAAAUCCGAUACAAGAUGUGGAUGCAACGCAAGGAUGGUUAUUGGAGUUGUUAGAAGCACUUGA